Molecule: messenger RNA, 285 nt
Organism: Penicillium longicatenatum
Lineage: Eukaryota; Fungi; Ascomycota; Eurotiomycetes; Eurotiales; Aspergillaceae
Exons: 2
Coding region: 1-285 (94 amino acids)
Source: RefSeq, a predicted model, not a curated record
AUGUUGUCCUUGCCCUCUUUCCCUCUCUACCAUAACAAAUACCUCGGGUUUCCUCUAUCUAAGACCGCCAUUGCCAGUCGGGCCUCGUUCCAUAACCAUCCUGAAUCACCUAACGGCGUUCUUCAAGACUUGAACUCGCCAGUGAAUACAUCACCGACCAACUUCUUUGGGGAUGCGCUAAUCAUUUUCAUUGUUCGGAAGGCUACCGAUCCACCACAAGGCCAAGAGAUCAUCAGCGUUACCCGCGAGUUGACUCACCUCACGGAUCCUAAACCCAAUGCCUAA